AUGGAUGAAGAUAAAACAGAAAUAAUCAUAAAAUCUGAAAAUGAUGAUUAAUUGCUACAAAAGACUAAUGGAAAAGAAGGAUCAUUAAAACAAACAUUAAAUGAAAUAGGAACAUAUUUUAUUUGUUUUAGAAGUCUGAAUAGAAGUUAUAAAACUGUCAGCUUUGAUUUUGAUAUCGAUGGAGAUGAUAAAGAGUAUGCUUAAUCUGAACAAUUUAAUUAAAUGUCUAAAGAAUUAUCUAGAACUAAUAGAAACUUUUAGUCAAUCUAUAGAAAUCAAAAUUGGAUUACUGAUAGAGAAAACUCUCAUAAGAUUAUUUUAGAAAACACUUAAAAUUCAAUUUAUUUGUGUGGUAUCGCAAAAAUAGGAGUAUUAAUAUUGAUUACAGUAACCUAAGCUAUUGUUGUGUACAAAUUUUUCAAAGGAAUAGAAUUUAGUUCACAUAGUAGUUGUUGA
This is a messenger RNA of Paramecium tetraurelia, 456 nucleotides long. RefSeq lists its product as uncharacterized. NCBI's taxonomy places the organism in Eukaryota, Ciliophora, Oligohymenophorea, Peniculida, Parameciidae. The record is from RefSeq and is a predicted model, not a curated record. Gene Ontology annotation, biological process: Golgi organization; intracellular protein transport; endoplasmic reticulum to Golgi vesicle-mediated transport. Gene Ontology annotation, cellular component: Golgi apparatus; COPII-coated ER to Golgi transport vesicle; endoplasmic reticulum. The transcript is spliced from 2 exons.